Molecule: messenger RNA, 9827 nt
Organism: Episyrphus balteatus (marmalade hoverfly)
Lineage: Eukaryota; Metazoa; Arthropoda; Insecta; Diptera; Syrphidae
Gene: rhea
Product: talin-2
Exons: 17
Coding region: 773-9202 (2809 amino acids)
Biological process (GO): cell-cell adhesion
Cellular component (GO): ruffle; plasma membrane; focal adhesion
Molecular function (GO): integrin binding; actin filament binding; structural constituent of cytoskeleton
Source: RefSeq, a predicted model, not a curated record
ACUUCGUUUCUUUAAUAAGCAAAGCAAGAACCUACUCACUAGUCAUACUACUGCCGCCACCACACAUAUAAUUCGCUUGGGGUUUUUCAAAAACUGAGAGAAUUAUGUUCAUUUAGUCGGAGACUGACUUCCCCUCGUUGUGUGUGCGUGUAAAAUUUGUUUUAAUAACACAAAAUUAAAUUCAUUUAUUUGAUUCCACAUACGGUGGAAGAAUACCCAAGUCAAUUGCGGUUACAUCUGAAGAGGAUCCAGCUUCUAAAAAAAGAUUUUCUGCUCUUUAGUGUUUACAAAAAAAAAAAGCCAAUCCAUUAUAGUUGUCUCUCGAUGGUAAACAAUUGAAAAACAGUGAAACAGUGUGAUUAUACCAGAAUACAAGCAGAUUCAGAUUAUUCUUAUUCCCCAUGAACAACAACGACCAACGAAUUCUUGUGAAAACGCAGGCGUGAAAAUUGAAAUAAAAAAAAAUUAAAUAAAAAUCAAAAAAAGAAGAAGAAGAUUACACUCCAAGUCCAGCAAAGAGGAGGGUGCGCUUUUUCAAAUUCAAUUUUUUUUGUUGAAAAUAAUUUAUUGAUUUUAUAUUUGGUCCCAAAAAGAAGUGGCAAAUUUUUUAUUUAUCAAGUGGAAUUUGUGUUUUUUUCAACAAUUUUUUGCUGAAUAUCGUAAACUCAUUGAAGAAAAAGCUGAAUUGGAUAUUGAAACGAACGAAACACACAUACGAACGCUAAGGUCCUAAUCUGUUCCUACAAGAAAGUGCCUUACAGAUAUAUAAACAAUGUCGACGCUAUCUUUACGCAUAAGUCUAGAAGGUGGCCGCGUAACAAAGACCAUACAAUUCCAGCCAAAUACGACAGUAUUUGAUGCAUGCAAAGUAAUUCGUGAUAAAUUUGCCGAUGCUGUACAAGGACAGCCAAGUGAAUAUGGAUUAUUUUUGUCUGACGAACAAAACCAACAGGGUGUGUGGUUGGAAGCUGGACGCACCCUUGGCUAUUACAUCUUACAUAAUCUGGACGUGUUGGAGUAUCGCCGUAAGCUGCGAACCCUUCGUGUUCGAAUGUUGGAUGGUGCCGUGAAGACAAUUUUAGUUGAUGACUCUCAGCCAGUGUCACAGUUGAUGGUGGUUAUUUGUACGAAAAUCGGUAUAACCAACCAUGAGGAAUAUGGCCUGGUGCGAGAGGAGUCGGAAUCACAAAAUGAAAAUCUACCAGAUAAUAAAUUUGGAACGUUGACUUUGAAGAGAAAAUUUGCCGAAAAAGAUCGUGAUGCUAAAAUGGAGAGUUUAAGAAAGAAACUGAAAACCGAUGAUGAAAUCAAUUGGGUUGAUGUUGGAAAAACUCUUCGUGAACAAGGCAUUGAUGAAUCCGAAACAGUCUUACUUCGGCGAAAGUUUUUCUUCUCAGAUCAGAAUAUUGAUUCAAGAGAUCCAGUGCAAUUGAAUUUGUUGUAUGUCCAGGCACGAGAUGCCAUAUUGGACGGUACUCAUCCAGUUACACAAGAUAAAGCUUGUGAAUUUGCUGGAAUUCAAGUUCAUAUACAAUUUGGAGAUCACAAAGAAUCUAAACAUAAACCAGGAUUUUUAGAUUUAAAAGACUUUUUGCCACAAUCAUAUGUCCGGGUUAAAGGUAUUGAAAAAAAAGUUUUUGCCGAACAUCGCAAACACAGAGAUCUCUCAGAAAUCGAUGCGAAAGUUUUAUACACAAAAACAGCACGUGAACUACCUACAUAUGGUGUAACAUUUUUCCUUGUCAAAGAAAAAAUGAAUGGCAAAAAUAAGCUUGUACCACGUUUGUUGGGUGUCACCAAAGAUUCUGUUUUGCGUUUGGAUGAAAGAACAAAAGAGAUUUUAGUUACUUGGCCAUUAACAACGGUGAGGAGAUGGGGUGCUUCGCCAAAUACAUUUACCCUAGAUUUCGGUGACUAUGCUGAUCAGUAUUAUUCGGUUCAGACAACCGAAGCUGAACCUAUUGUCCAAUUAAUUGCCGGUUAUAUUGAUAUUAUUUUGAAGAAAAAACAAACAAAAGAUCAUUUUGGUAUUGAAGGGGAAGAGGGUGAUGCUUUGGUUGAAGAAUCGGUGGCUCCAUUACAAACGCAAUUCUUUGAAUAUGGAACCAAUGAAGUGGGAAAAGCUGAUACAAAAUCAAUAGCUCAACCAGUUGUUUUGCGACCAUAUGACGGCGAAAGACCAUAUACACAAGGUGAAUCGCAACCUAUGCAAUAUGGUGCAUUUGUUGGGCAAGUUAAUCUUGCUCACCAGCCGCCCACGUCAAAAGAAGUUCGCAUCAGUUCAGUGAAUUUAACCGAACCUCAAAGAGCUCUUUUGAGCUAUAUCAGUGCCGGUCAAGAUAUUUUACUUCGAGCUGAUGAGGAGCUCAGAACAAAGGCUUCAAUUCAAGAUCUUGGAACAGACAAACGUUCAAUUGAAUGGCGUGAAAAUACCUUGGAAACAUCCAAACAAGCUGUGACGAGUCAUGUUGCUUCGAUGAGUGCCGCCACUGCUCAAAUCAUUACUGCAACACAACCAGAUGAAAUCGAUACUGAAACAAUAUCUGCUUCCGUGUCGCAAAUCGCACAAACCAUCCCCGAAGUAACAAAAGAGGUUCGUUUGAUUGCUGCCCUAAUGGAAGAUGAUAGUGGCGGUGAUCGUUUGUUGGAAGCUACACGCAAUUUGUGUAGUGCUUUUAGUGAUUUAUUGAAAGCAGCUGAACCUGAAAAUAAGGAACCACCACAGAGUUUGAUAAAUGCAGCAAGUCGCAUUGGCGAAGCUACAACACAUGUUUUGAGUACGAUUGAAGAAGAACCACCGGAAGAUACAGAUUUGCAAGAUAUGCUUUUGGCUUUGGCCAAGGCAGUUGCCAAUACAACGGCAUCACUUGUGAUGCGUGCCAAGUCUAUUGCGUCGAAUUGCGAUGAUGAUGAGACUAGAAAUAAGGUUAUUGGGGCGGCAAGUCAAUGUGCUUUGGCCACAAGUCAAUUGGUGGCUUGUACUAAGGUUAUUGCUCCAACUUUGCAUAAUGCCGAGUGUCGUGAUCAGAUUGAGAUGGCCGCGAGAAAUGUUGCCAGAGCUGUGAAUAAUUUGUGCGAAGUGUGCACUGAAGCCACAGACGAUCAGAAGUUGAAGGGUGAUCUUUUGAAUGCCGCCAGAGAUGUGUCGCGCAGUUUGGCUGAUUUGCUUGAUCAUGUCAAAUUGAGUGCUCGUGAGCAUGCCAAUCGCCUGUCGCAGGAGAUGUCUCCAGUUGAGAGUGUAAUCAUUGGAACAGAUAUUUUGGUUUCUUCCACUGAUCCACAGGAAAUGGUUCGUCAUGCAAAGGUUUUGGGACAGGCAACAGCUCAAUUAAUUCAGAGUAUCAAAGGGGAAGCCGAACAGCAACAAGACUCUGAGUUGCAGAGACGAUUAUUGUCAGCUGCCAAGCAAUUGGCUGAUGCUACUGCAAAACUCGUUGAAGCUGCUCGUUUAUGUGCUGGAAAUCCUCACGAUUCUGAUAACCAAGAGAACUUGCGACGAGCUGCUGAGGAACUGCGGGAGAUAACAACAACCAAAGCCAAUACCCCAGCUAUGAAGCGAGGUCUGAUCAAUCGUUUGGACUAUUGCUCGAAACAAGCAGCUACAGCGGCAACUCAGUGUAUUUCCGCAGCUCAGAAUGCUGUCCAACAUAGUGAUGAUCAACAGACAAAACAGUCACUUUUGCAGGAUUGUAAGCGAGCAGCUGAUACUAUUCCCAGAUUGGUUACCUCUUUGAAGACAACAAGAAGCAAUCCCGAUGAUGCCAAUGCUCAGUUGAAUCUUAUUGAAGCUGCAGAACAAUUUAUCGAACCAGGCAUUCAAUUAUCCAGUUCGGCUAGAGCCCUUCAACCGACAGUCAAUGAUAUCCCCUCAGCACAGCAUCUUUCUAAGAGUGCCUUGCAUUUGGGUCAAUCGGUUCAUGAACUUAACUCAGCUGCCCAGAGAGCUAGGGAAGCAUGCGGUGGUCAAGAGCUUGAGUCUGCAUUGGAAGCUGUAAAGAACUUGAGGAAUGUUCUGGAUGAUACAAGGACUGCGGCUCAAAAUGGUUCACUCUGCCGUCUUCCUGGCGAAACAGUAGAAAAUACAGCUCAACAGCUAAGCAAGUCAGCGAAGAACGUUGGAAUUGCUUUAAGUCAGCUUUUGUCGACAGUUUCUCAUGGUCAGCGGAUGUAUGCUGGUGUUGCGGGACGUGAUACAGCAUUGGCUCUUGGUGACUUUACUAAAAGUGUUCAUGGAGUUGCAGCCACUACCAAUAAUCCAUCGGUAAUUGAAUCAGCUGAUGAAGUUGUCAUAAACUCUGUACGACUAAUCGAAGAGGCGCAAAAGACAUUGCAAAAUAUUGGGGAACCUGGCGCUUUAACCAAAGCCGGACGGGAUGUUACAGCCGCAUUGUCAAAGACUCUCGAUUGCAUUCCAGGACAGCGGGAAGUCGAUAACGCUUUGAAGAAUGUCAGCGAAUUGAGUGAAAUUCUUUCGAUGAACGAAUAUCCUCCAUCGACUAGGAGCUACAAUACACUCCAAACUGAGCUCAAACAUGUGGCUGAGAGUUUGAGUUCGUCUGGUGGGCAGAUUGUUCAUUCAUAUGCUAGUCCUGCCCAACUGGCAGAAACAAGUCAAGUUUUUGCAAAUAACUACAAGGACCUUCUAUCAGUGUCAAUGGAAAUGGCUGGACAAACCAAGGAUGACGCCGUUCGUGGUCAAAUAAUCGAUUGCUUACGUAACGUAUCAACUCAGUCGUGUUCCUUGUUGUUGUCCGCCAAGGAAAUCGCAGCCGAUCCGGAUCAGCCCAACUCUAAGAACUUGCUUAACGCUGCUGCUAGGAGUGUAACAGAGAGCAUCAAUCAACUAGUAGAUGCUAGCAUAUCUUCUGCUCCAGGUCAAAAGGAAUGUGACAAUGCCAUGAGAAAUAUCGAGUCACUGAGAGUUCUUUUAGAAUAUCCUCAUGAAGCCAUUACUGAUCAGGGAUACUUUGAAUGUGUAGAAACUGCUACUGGAAAAUCAAGAAACCUUGGUUAUGCUAUCUCUGAAAUGAUUAAUAACGCUAAACAAUCUCAGCACGUUGAAUUUGGUCAAUCAGUUAACAAUGUGUCGGAGUCUAUUCAUGGUUUAAUUGAGUCAUCAGCACAAGCUGCCUAUCUGAUUGGUGUCUCCCAUCCAAGUAGUGUAGCUGGUCGUCCCGGAAUUAUCGACCAAUCUCAACUGAACUUUGCUUACCAAGGAAUUGUUCAGUUUUGUGAUAUCGUCAGUAGUCCCAAGUCUACAAAACAGCAAAAGAUUUCAGCUUUAACUGGAGUUGCCAAACACACAAGCUAUUUGUGUUCGAUUUGCAGACAAGCAAGCAUGAAUACCAACAAUCCUGUUGCUAAGAAUGAGUUUAUUGUUGGAGCCAAGCAUGUAGCUGGAGCAACAUCAAAUUUGGUCGAAGAAGUUAAGGGAAUCGAAGAUGAUCACCAAGUGCCAUCAAGACAAAGGUUUGUCGAGCCACUUUUGGAUGCAGUCAAGGCUGUUCGUCAAUAUGCUUCAAGUCCCGAAUUUGUUCCAGUUCCAGCAAAGAUUUCUGCUGAAGGACGUAAGGCUCAGGAACCAGUAUUGAAUGCUGGACGAGGAGUAAUCGAUGGAGUCAUCGAAAUGGUUAAAGCAGCCAAGUCAUUGGCACUCUCUCCAGAUGAUCCACCAGUAUGGCAACAGCUUUCGAUGCACAGUACUCCAGUGUCGAAUAGUGUCAAGCAUUUGGUAGACAGUAUUCGUGAAAAGGCUCCAGGUCAGGCACAAUGUGAUCAAGUUCUUCAUACUCUUGGAACAUGUACUCGCGAACUGGACAGUUGUGGACUUGCUGUAAAUGCCCAAGGAUUGGCUCAACGACGCGACAACAACUUGCAAGGUUUCAGCAGUCAAACUUUGAAUGCUGCUGCUGAGCUUCGCGAUAAACUUGAACCAAUUCGACUCGCUGGCAAAAAUAAUGCCGAAAAGCUGGGACAUGCUGUGGGAGAGAUUUCACGUUAUGUCGUACCAAUGGUUAACGGAGCAAUUGGAGCUUGCACACACAUUGUACACUCUAGCCAACAAAUGAGUUUGAUCAAUCAAACCAAGUCAGUUGUGGAGAGUGCAACUCAACUUGUUUCAGCUGCCAAGGAAUCAGCUGGAAAUCCUAGAGCCACCCAUGCUCAUCCUCUUUUGGAUGAAUCGAUCGAAAACACACAGGAGGCUAUCCAAGAACUCACACAAACUGUUGAGAAAAUUUCCACUGAAAGUGGCGUUGUCACCGGACUCAUGGAGCAAAUCAAUCGAGCUAUCACUCGGCUCACUGAUAAACGACAGAGUUUAUUGAAUGCUUCAUUCAGUGAUUCAUUUGUAGACUACCAAACGAGGAUGGUACAAAGUGCAAAGGAGAUUGCUCGUUUGGCCAAUGAAAUGAACGCCAAAGCUGGAUUCGACCCUAGCAAACUUCCACCACUUGGUGUCGAUAUGGCUCAGCACUAUACCCAGAUAACACAAGAUUCAGUUGGAGCCUCAACAACAACAACAUCGCCAGAAGUCGCAAUGCGCAUCCGAUCGACUGUGAUCGAUUUAGGUCGAUCAGUCAGUCAGAUUAUUCAAUCCACUGCCGGGGUACGCCCCAAUGAUCCAUCUGGACAAAAUGACAUCUCUCGAAAUGCUCGAGAUGUUUCUGAGAAAGUAGCUCAAGUGUUGGCCGCUUUGCAAGCCGGUUCUCGUGGCACCCAAGCUUGUAUAAAUGCUGCUCAUACUGUUUCCGGUAUUAUUGGAGACCUAGAUACAACCAUCAUGUUUGCUACAGCCGGAACUCUUCAGUCAGAUGGAGAUGGGGCAUUUGCUGACCAUCGUGAGCAUAUUCUACAAACUGCCAAAGCUCUAGUUGAAGAUACUAAAAUUCUGGUGGCUGGGGCUGCCGGAACACAAGAUCAAUUAGCAACAGCUGCACAAAAUGCUGUUACCACAAUUUUACAACUAUCUGAAGCUGUAAAACGUGGAGCUUGUUCAUUGGGAUCAGCACAACCUGAUUCACAGGUUAUGGUUAUUAAUGCUGUCAAAGAUGUUGCAUCUGCCUUGGGCGAUUUAAUUAAUGCAACUAAGUUAGCCUCUGGCAAACCAAUACAUGAUCCAACAAUGGAUGGUCUUAAGGAGAGUGCUAAGGUUAUGGUUUUGAAUGUAUCUUCGUUAUUGAAAACAGUCAAAGCUGUCGAAGAUGAACACACCCGUGGUACACGAGCAAUGGAAGCAACUGUCGAAGCUAUUUCACAAGAAAUUCGGGCAAUGCAAGCACCACCACCACCUGGUACCCCACAAUGCACUCCAGAAGAUCUUAUUCGAGUAACAAAGAAUGUCACCUUAGCUACGGCCAAAGCUGUUGCUGCCGGUGCUUCUAAUUUACAAGCUGAUAUAGUAGCAGCUGCAAAUUUGGGUCGACGUGCGAUAUCCGAAAUGCUUCUUGUUUGUCGCACCGUUGCCUGGAAUUGUGCUGAAACUACAGAGCUUCGUCAAAGAACACUGGAAGCUGGAGCUGCUGUAGGUGAAUCCUACAGAGAACUCUUGAAUGGAAUUCUUCGUAAUUGCUCAGCCGACGAACGGAUGCAUUUGUCACGAAGAGUAGCAAAAUGUGUUACAGAUCUUGUUGCAAUGGCUCGUCUACUAAAGGGUUCCGAUUGGAUUGAUCCUGAAGAUCCAACUGUAAUUGCUGAAAAUGAAUUACUUGGAGCUGCAGCUUCUAUAGAUGCUGCUGCUAAUAAAUUAGCAAAUUUAAGACCUCGAAGACAACCUGAUGUUAAGAUUGAACUCGACGAGAAUAUGAAAUUCGACGAAAUGAUUUUAGAAGCUGCUAAAGGUAUUAUGGCUGCAUCAUCGGCUUUGGUACGAGCAGCUAAUGCUGCUCAAAGAGAACUCAUCGAUCAGGGUAAGGUAGCUCGCACUCCCUUAACCUCAUCCGAUGAUGGUCAAUGGUCUGAAGGUUUGAUAUCAGCGGCAAGAUUAGUAGCUGCUGCCACUCAUAGUAUGGUAGAAGCUGCUCAAAACCUUGUUCGUGGUGUUGGCACUGAGGUUAUGCUCAUAUCGACUGCAAGACAAGUAGCAGCAUCAACUGCUCAACUACUUAUUGCCUGCAAAGUUAAAUCCAAUCCAACUUCUGAAGCUGGUCGUAGAUUGCAAGCUGCCGGUACCGCUGUUAUCAAAUCAACAGAAAACCUCGUUCGUGCAGCCCAACAGGGUCUGGAUGCCGAAGAAGAACACACUCUGAAAAUCAACACAAGCAUGGUUGAUGGUAUGGCACAAGAAAUCAAUGCCAGAUCAGAUGUGUUACGCAUGGAGAAACAACUCGAAGAAGCACGAACCAAGUUGAUUCGAAUUCGACAGGCGAGAUCAAGAAAGAAUGUCCAUGGAGGAUUCACCACAGACGAGAGUGAUUCGGAAUACCAAACCGCAACAGCUACCUAUGGAAGUCUUCAGAAUAGCCAAAAUAAUACACUUAAUCGGUCGGGUUAUACUGACACUCCAACAUCUCCGAGUUAUUAUCAAUCAGCCAAAUCAAAUUACACUUUCCAACAAACACCACAACACUUCCAUCAUCCCGAAGCUGUUUCACCCACAUUUAACCAAAGUGAAAAUUUCCCACCCCCACCUCCACCCCUCCAAUCUACCACAAUAACUAGUAAUGCCACAUUUAGACCUAAUCCCAAGCUAACAGCUAAUGCAGUUCCACGUCCCUAUCCAGGGACUGGCCGAAUUGCCUCACCAUCAAGUCCAUCUCCCAUUAAUAGUACAUCUUUUGAAACUCUAACCUCUUCAUCGGUAUUGAAAAAUGCCUACCUAAAUGACUCAAUGCCACCACCACCUUCGCCCAAGAAGAAUCCAGGCAAUUUGGAAGCAUGUGUCAAGGAUCUGCAUGACAAGACAUUUGGACAAGGUGGUGUUGUUCAAAUAACUGGAGCUUAUAAUCCAGGACAAAAAUAUGAAGGAUAUACUUCAAGAUAUGAGACAAGGAAAUAUGAAGAAAACAGUGACGUGAAACCCUUGGAAGCUGGCUUUUCUCAGAUCACUUUGAAUUCGGAUGGUGGAAAGAUCUCUCUGGUCGAUGAAGGAUCAACUCGUUUGUCUUCAAUCACACAACGUGUAAUGGAACGAAAAACCUUUACAACAACAACAGAAUCUCGGUCGGAGAAGAAGACCGAGCAGCACAGUUUUAGAUUAGAAUAAGUGUGUGUUGUUUUGGUGAAAGUGUUUCUUUUUUUUUUAACUAAUUAAGUAGCAACAGAUGAUAUAAAUAAUAACAAUUAAUUAUUAUAAUAAUAUAUAAAAAAAAACAUUUAGCUUUUAACCAUUAAACUAAUACAUACAAAUAACAACAACAACAGAAAAAAAAUAAUAUUCACCAAGUGCCAGAUAAAUAGUUUCCCUUUACCUAUUCUUUUUUUUCCAAAAAAAAAAAAAACUAUUUUCUCUGCUUUCUUAGCAAUUUGCAACUUUUUUACUUCUUUUUUUCGAAAUUCUUUUUUAACGAAUCACCAAAAGUGCUUAUGAAAAUUAAACAGAUUUUCAAAAUGUAUACAAAAUAUUUUUCUACUUAAAAUUGUAUUUUUGUUUUAUUUUCUAAAUUGUAUAUUCUUUCUCUCUCUCUCUUUCACACUAUUCAGGAUGUAAUUAAUCAAUUGAAAAUGAAAUUUGCCAAGAAGUUGCCAAACCUUUGAUGUAUACCGUAGAAGUUGUUCAAAUUAAUUUUUUUUGAAAAUUGUAUUUUACUAUUUUUUAUUAACUAAAGUAUUGUUUUAUAUAUUUUUUUGUUUUACAAGGGGAACUAACCAAAAAAAAACAACAAGCUUUU